UGUGGGUUUGCCCCAUCCCUACCUUUCCAGGCAGCAGCCUGGGGCCGGUCCUGGCAGGGCUUUUUCGUCUCGAUGAGGAGAUCUUGGGUCUCCGGGUCCCCACAAGGCUCCCUCUGGAUGAUAGCUGCUCUCUGGGUACCGCUGCAGGACCGAGUCAGCUUCCAAGGAGUGCUGGGCAACCCAGCAACAGCAGCUGCAGCACCAAGCCUCUGCACUCAACAAAUUUCUGUUGGUCUUGACAGAAAUGUUUUGUCUGGGAGAAUACCCCUGAGGACAAAUACUGCAGCAGCUUCAUCUUGCUGUGAAAGAAUCUCCAUGCUUUUAGAAUUCAACCUGAUAUCUCUUUAAAGUGGCAAUUACCACCUUCCUAAUUGUUUUAUUGCACUGCCAUCUCCUCCCCUACUCUUCCCAAUGUGUUGGCAUCCUUCUGAGAUUGUUCAUUACUGUCUGCAUUUGCCUGCAGCUCACAGGCAUGGCACCCCAUUGUCACAGGGACGGGGGAACUUUGUUUUGGGUCCAGAACAGGGACAAGGGGACACCAUGGGAAGCAUCUCCUUCCCCAGGGGGUGCCCAGGUGCUGAGCACCUCCUGACCCCAAACCCCUCAGCAGUAGGACAGAGCCAUGGGUGGCACUGGGGAGCACUGGGGCAGAGACAUAGCUCCCCAGUGCAUCACUGGCUGUGACACAGGGUGGCACUGGCAGGGCCGUGAGUCACUCCCUCCCUCCGCCCUGGACUUUGCCUCUUGCGGAUGCUCUGGGCAAUAAAUCUGGGAGCAGGGAGGGAGUGGGAGAGGGGUGAGGGCCGGGCGCAGUGUUCUGGGCAGCCCUGUGCCUGUCCUCACAUCCCAGCCCACAGCGUCCCAUGCAGCCGCUGCCUGAGAGUCAGAGCUCGGCCCUGGGGCCCCCUGAGCCCACGGUCGCUGAGAUCAAAGCCGUUGUGGUCGGGGAUGGGGGCUGUGGGAAGACAUCUCUGCUGAUGGUCUUUGCUAGAGGGGACUUCCCCAAGGUCUACGUCCCCACAGUGUUCGAGAAGUACACAGCCUCCUUCCGGAUCAGAGGCAAGCCUGCCAAGAUCCACCUGUGGGACACAGCAGGGCAGGAAGACUACGACAGGCUGCGCCCGCUGUCCUACUCAGACACCAACGUUGUCCUCAUAUGCUUCGAUGUCACCAGCCGCAGCAGCUAUGACAACAUCCUAACGAAGUGGUACCCGGAGGUCAACCACUUCUGUAAAGGUGUGCCAGUGCUGCUGGUGGGCUGCAAGAUCGACCUGCGGCAGGGCCACCACGAGUCUGUCACCUUCCAGGAGGGGGAGGCCAUGGCCCGGCAGGUGCAGGCUGCAGCCUACUUGGAGUGCUCAGCGCUGCACCGGGACAAUGUCAGGGAUGUCUUCAUUGAGGCCUGCACCAUCGCGCUCCGUGGCGCCCGUCGGCCCCGCCGCAAGAGGUGGCCCCGCAACGGCUGUGCGCUCUGCUGA
Lagopus leucura (white-tailed ptarmigan) is the source of this 1478-nucleotide messenger RNA. RefSeq names its product ras homolog family member D (gene RHOD). Lineage: Eukaryota; Metazoa; Chordata; Aves; Galliformes; Phasianidae. The record is from RefSeq and is a predicted model, not a curated record. Gene Ontology annotation, biological process: small GTPase-mediated signal transduction; cell migration. The coding region runs from base 864 to 1478 and encodes 204 amino acids. The transcript is spliced from 5 exons. Gene Ontology annotation, molecular function: GTP binding; GTPase activity.